This is a messenger RNA of Anastrepha ludens (Mexican fruit fly), 7516 nucleotides long. It is a transcript of the gene Hel89B, whose product is annotated as TATA-binding protein-associated factor 172. The coding region runs from base 970 to 6978 and encodes 2002 amino acids. The transcript is spliced from 14 exons. Lineage: Eukaryota; Metazoa; Arthropoda; Insecta; Diptera; Tephritidae. The record is from RefSeq and is a predicted model, not a curated record. Gene Ontology annotation, molecular function: ATP binding; ATP-dependent chromatin remodeler activity; DNA binding.
AACCGACAGCCGAAAGCUGAGCGCAACUCGAUGGUGCGCUGCAAUAAAUCGCCCAUCCAAUCAAGAAACGCUGACAGUAUAAAUUUGACCGCUCAGCGAGAUGGCUUUCCCAGGAAAAAUCAAAAAAUCGAAAAAAAUAAGUGAAAAAGUGGAAGUGUUUAGUGAAAAGCCAAAUGUUAAAUUAAAGCGCUGAGAAAAUUGUGAUAAAUUACUAUGUGCAUUUAAUGGUAAUUUUUGCGGUAGUAAUAGCCUGAUAAUAAAGUGCUAUUGAGCCGCUUUGGUGGUGUGAGAAGCUACAAUAAAGGGGUUAGCAAGACGCCACGAAUUAAUGAAAAAUCGAAUGCGACCUGAGUUUUUUAUCCGACGCCAGCUGAGGCAGCGACCUAGGCAGAAUUGUGUGUAGUCGUUGAGAAAGAAUUGUAUUGCGUUGCGAGGUGGUGGAGGUAUGAAUUCCGUGUGGGAGAGCAUUAAAGACGUUGAAAGUGGACUAUUUAGCAAUAUUAUAUAUUGCAUAUAUAUAUGAAUGUAAAGUUUUAUUGAAGUAAAAAGGUUAAAUUAGAACGGAAACCAAAAAAUACUUAGAAAGAGACAAGAAGCGAAUGUGGAACGUCUCUCUCCGUGGAAGCAGCGCAGCAAAAAAAUUCAACGACUGCGCGAAUCAUACAGCUAGUAAAAGCUUGAGAAAGAGCAGCAGCAAGAUUAUAGACAAGAAAAGGAAGCCAUCUGCCGUCAGCACAUAUUUACAUACACCUGUAAAUGAACACUCACAUCCGUCGUACAUUGUAAAGUAAAGUCUGCGCAGAACCAAAGAACAUUCCAUCAGUGGCGAAAGCAAAGCAGAUGCUUUAUGCCGUGUGGAAAUUUGAAAAAUUAGCAGGCACUAACACACACGCGGAUAGAUCGACAUAAAACGUGCAGACUUGGGCUUGGCAGCAAGAGCAAACCAGAAUAAGUUAACGUUGCAGCACAAUGACAUCUCGGUUGGAUCGUCUCUUCAUAUUGCUCGAGUCUGGCUCAUCAGCGGUAACGCGUCGUGCUGCAGCGAAACAAAUUGGGGAAGUGCAGAAAUUAUACCCUCACGAAUUGCAUGCACUACUCAAUCGCUUAAUCGGUUACUUGCACAGCACCUCGUGGGAUACUCGAAUUGCUGCUUCACAAGCCGUCGAGGCGAUAUUGCAAAAUGUACCCGCUUGGAAGCCGGAAUUAUAUGCGGCCAUAAAGCGAGAGUCCAUUAAAAAGGAGAAGGAGGGGGAUAAUGACUCGGCAGUGGCUUCUAUUACGGGUGGUGGCGGUGAGGAAGAUAGUUGUCAGUCGGUGGCCACCAAUGCUACAACAUCCAGCGAGCACAGUAGUAGUCGAGAUGUUCAGCAACAGCAGCAGCGUGAACGUUUGUUAUCGUUUGCGGAAUUCGAUUUGGAGCAAAUAUUGCAUAAAGGCGCACGUCUUAUCGGUUCUGAGGGCAUUGAAUUUGACAUGAAUGAAGCGGAGGUGGUGACGACGUCUUCGACUGGUGGCAGUGCAAAUGCAAACGUCACUGCUGCGGAGCGGUUGAGUCGACAGCGAGCGUUGCUCAAUGAGAAAUUGGGCUUGACGCAGGCAUCCAAGUUAGGUGUGCAUUUAAUGGAUAUGAUAACCGAUGAAGAUGUAAUGUUGACUGGCACCGCUAACACUUACAACGCCAACGAGGAGAAGGUACCCGUUGAGGAUAUACUCAAUAUCAAGCCCAAUUCAAAUCUAAUUCCUUCCAAUGGGCAACAGCUAAGUUGCCGCGAAAUGAAUCGUGCCAAGCGUAAAGCGCGACAAAAUGUGAAUACCACAACGAGCAGCGGUGGUGGUGUCAGUGCGAGCGUCAAUAGUCUGAGUCGUAGCAACAGCAGCACCAGCAGCUCUACUGUAGCCUGCAAAAAUGGCGCCAGUAUGGGCGAUGAACCGGAACGCAAAAAAUUGAAAACAGAUGCGCUGCAGCGGCAGGAAGUUUUCUAUACCUUGAAUGAUCCUGUUCCGGAUGCCACUGGCAUGUGGGUUGAUGCUGUCAAUUGGCCAUUGGAAAAUUUUUGUGCGCGCUUAUAUGUCGAUCUCUUCAAUCCCCGAUGGGAAGUACGCCACGGUGCAGCGACAGCGUUGCGUGAGCUUAUUAAUAAUCACGCCAAUGGUGCUGGCAAAGUAAUUGGUAUGAGCCGUGAAGAGAUGCACCAACAUCAUAAUCUCUGGAUGGAAGAUGCUGCCUUACGACUUUUGUGCGUACUCUGCCUGGAUCGUUUCGGUGACUUCGUAUCCGAUCAGGUGGUGGCACCAGUGCGUGAAACAUGCGCCCAGGUGUUGGGCACAAUCGUCAAGGAAAUGCAUGCAGAGCAAGUGCAUCAGAUUGUCAAGCUGUUGGUAAAAUUGCUGAAGCAAAAGGAAUGGGAGGUGCGCCAUGGCGGCCUCUUGGGCUUGAAGUAUGUUUUUGUGGUACGUGAGGAUCUGUUGCCGGUAUAUGUGCCGCAAACAAUAAAUGACAUAUUGCUGGCUUUGUUCGAUGCGGUGGACGAUGUGGGUGCUGUGGCCGCUUCGACUCUGAUACCAAUUGCUACGUGGCUGCAAAAAUUGUUGAAUCCAGUUCAGGUGUCGUCGAUUGUGAAGAUGCUAUGGGAUCUGCUGCUAGAUCAGGACGAGUUGACGAGCGCAUGCAAUAGCUUCAUGGGACUAUUAGCAGCUAUAUUGUGUUUGCCGAGAGCUGGAUUUUGGAUACAAAUGGAACCAAUGUCUACGCUAGUACCGCGACUCUGGCCUUUCCUCUCGCAUAGCACCAGUUCGGUGCGCAAGUCCACUUUACAGACGCUCAUAACUCUUACCAACUGUAACCUGAAUAAGGAGAAAAUUGAAGACAUGACGCUUGCUGGUCCCACCACAAGCACAAAAUAUAGCACGACCGCCAAUAAUAAUGGGAACGUGGACACUGUGGUAGACCAAGGCACAAUAAAUGCUGCAAGCUCUGCGAUUGGCAUUAAUUUCGAUUCAAAGAAAUUGAACUUGAAUUUAGGCGUCAUCGAUUGGCAGUGGAAACUGCUGCAGGACGCCCUACGCUUUAUUUAUGAACGUAUUCUAGUCGAACCUCAGGCAGAUAUUCAGGAGAUGUCAACUGUAGUAUGGAGAAAUCUUUUGGGCAAUGCCGAUUUGGGAGCGCUGUUGCAUGCGGCUUGUCCGGUCGUGUCGUCGUGGAUAUGUUUAGCCAUGCAGCCUGCACGGCUCGCCUUCGAUUCAUCCAUAUUAAUACACACUUCCACUGUACCGCAUGGCGCAUCAAACUCAUCAGCGGAUGGAAACUCUGCAGUAGCAUCACGUCGACGGUCACAACGCAAUGCUGACGAUUUGGGCGACAAUUCGCUGAGUAGUACAGUUCCCCAAAGAUAUUUCCUAGGAGGCAAUGAGGCAACACCACAGGAUGUGCGUGAGCGAAAUGUGGUGCGUGCGCGUGUAACGGCGGCACGAGUGCUGGGCGCGCUGUCCAAGUAUCUGGUGCAGCCGGCACCAGGUGUGCCAUACACGCCAAAUAUGGAGUCGCCCAUGGAUUGCUAUACAAAAGUGUUGUUGGGGCAUUUAAAUUCACGCUCGGCAGUGCAGCGAAUUGUGUGCGGCCUGAUCAUUGCCUUCUGGGCGCAAAUAGAUCCCUCCAUGCGCUUAGCUGCACCCAAGCUGGCCGAGAAAUUGUGCGCAUGUGCCAUGGAGUAUGUCUACUAUGACGAAGUAGCCGUUUCAUUUACCAGACUGCAUCAGGAGGCGCAUGAUCUCAUUGCUACGUUAAAACAAUACAAAAUAUCCAUAAACGACUUCAACAAUGCGCGCGUUCUCACAUUAGAUCAAAUAGAGGCGAUUGCAACCACUCUAACCGAGGGUCUUAAUCGCUAUGCGCUAAAACCAAAGUUACUCGAAACACUCGAGGAGCGCAGACGUGGCUUGCAGAACUCUUUUGCGCAGACCUCUGCUGAACAAUGCGCCUAUAAUAUAAGUGCACAAGCGGCAUUGGCCGGUGCCAUUGUGUGCAUGCGCUGCCUGCCGGAGAAACUGAAUCCGGUGGUGAAGCCGCUGAUGGAGUCAAUAAAACGAGAGGAGUGUGAGUUGUUGCAGCAACUUUCGGCGGAAUUCCUUGUGCAGCUCAUGCAUCAAGUGUGUGAUAGAAAUCCUAGUCCCAAUAGUAAAAUACUGACAAACUUGUGUACGCUGCUAAAGAGCGAUCCUCAGUUUACGCCGAAAAUUACCAUAAGUCCAUUGACAUUGAAACAGACACGAUUGCCUGAGUCCGCGGCAGUGUCAAACAGUUGCGUUUAUUAUGGCAUUUUGACUCUAAACUUACAACAAAAUAACGCUCAAAUAGGUAGCUCGGUGGGUAGCCGUGGUGGUGGCGGUGCUAGUGCUUCUCGUGGGCCAGGCAGGCCGCCACUGAGUGAAGCGAAUGCGGCAGCAGAAAAUGGCGCCAACGCUGUGAGUGUGGCGGAAUUGAAACAGAACCGUAUUCAGCGCGUGGGUGCUUCCUGUGCCAUAGCGAAGAUUUGUUUAAGCUUCAGCAUGGAAAUAUUUUCCAAGAUACCAGUUUUCGAACAAAUUGUAUUUGCUAAAAUCGAACAUUUCACAAACGCUUAUCCAAAUAUGGAGCUGCUGUCGGCCGUGCCCUUAGAUUUGGCGCAAACGAAUGACUUAAUGACAUCCUUGCAGUUGAUCGAAAUUUCAGCGCCGCAUUUUAUAAACUUUUCUAGCGCAAAUUUACCAAAGGAAGGUGUCUUCAAUCGCCUGUUUGACUUGCUGCCGCAUUUCAGUGUGCUUAUCACCCAUCCAUUAAAGGCGGUCCGUCAUAUGGUUGCGCGCUGUAUUGCCGCACUCGCCACCGCUGACAUAAUGCACACCAUGCACUUUGUGUUGGAUGUACUACUCGGCAUGCUGGCUGAAAUCGACAAUGUGAUAAAACGUCAGGGCGCCAUGGAAUCCAUCGAACGCGUUGUCGACAAGCUGCAAUUGCGCAUUGUACCUUAUAUAGUGCUUCUAGUCGUCCCCUUGUUGGGUUGUAUGAGCGAUCCCGAUGAAUCUGUACGUCUGCUUUCUACGCACUGCUUUGCCACACUAGUCCAACUGAUGCCGUUGGAUUCGCGUAGCAAGUCAAUCAAGAAUGAAAUUCCCUCCGCUGAGCUGCAACAGCGCAAGAUACGCGAUCGCGAUUUUCUGGACUAUCUUUUCACGCCAAAGAGUAUACCCGACUAUAAAGUGCCAGUGCUACUUUCGGUAGAGCUACGCUCGUACCAACAAGCUGGCGUGAAUUGGCUGUGGUUUCUUAAUAAAUAUAAUUUGCACGGCAUACUUUGCGAUGACAUGGGUUUGGGUAAGACUCUGCAGACUAUUUGCAUACUAGCUGGCGAUCACCACAAACGGGCUAUGGAAAAAUCCACAUCACUGCCAAGUCUGGUGAUUUGCCCACCUACGCUCACAGGCCAUUGGGUAUAUGAAGUGGAAAAAUUCCUCGAGAAAUCACAAGUUUUGCGUCCAUUACAUUACGUCGGUUUACCAAUUGGGCGCGAAAAAUUACGUGGCCAAAUUGGUCCAUGUAAUUUGGUUGUGGCCUCAUAUGACACGAUACGGAAGGAUAUCGAUUUCUUCAGCAUGAUUCACUGGAACUAUUGCGUACUGGAUGAAGGUCACAUCAUAAAAAACGGCAAAACAAAAAGCUCGAAAGCCAUCAAGAUGCUCAAAGCUAAACAUCGGCUGAUACUCUCUGGCACGCCCAUUCAAAAUAACGUAUUGGAGCUGUGGUCACUAUUCGACUUUUUGAUGCCCGGUUUUCUCGGCACUGAAAAGCAAUUUAUUGCUCGCUACAGUCGCCCUAUAUUAGCCUCACGCGAUUCAAAGAGCUCGUCAAAAGAACAGGAGGCUGGGGUUUUGGCAAUGGAGGCUUUGCAUCGGCAAGUAUUGCCAUUCCUGCUGCGUCGCGUCAAGGAAGAUGUAUUGACCGAUUUACCACCGAAAAUCACACAAGAUUUGCUGUGCGAGUUAAGCCCGCUGCAAGAGCGUUUAUACGAAGACUUUAGUCGCACACAUUUGCAUUCACAUUGGAAGGAUUGCUUGGAGAGCAUAGCUGAUAGUGACAGCAUUAGUAAAAAGGCACACAUUUUCCAUGAUUUGCGUUACCUACAGAACGUUUGCAAUCACCCGAAAUUGGUGCUAACGCCAAAGCAUUCGGAAUACUCAAAGAUUACCCAGGAAUUGCAGCAACAACAGAGUUCACUGGACGAUAUAGAGCAUUCGGCUAAGUUGCCAGCACUGAAACAACUGCUACUCGACUGCGGCAUUGGCGUCCAAACUGAAUCGGUCAGUCAACAUCGCGCUCUAAUUUUCUGUCAAUUAAAAGCUAUGCUGAACAUAGUGGAACAUGAUUUGUUGCGCAAGCAUUUGCCAACCGUAUCGUAUUUGCGUUUAGAUGGCAGCGUGGCGGCAUCGCUGCGCCAGGAUAUUGUGAAUAACUUUAAUACCGAUCCAAGCAUUGAUGUGCUGCUACUUACGACACAGGUUGGUGGUCUCGGUUUGAAUUUAACUGGCGCUGAUACAGUAAUAUUUGUGGAGCAUGACUGGAAUCCAAUGAAGGAUCUUCAAGCCAUGGACCGUGCACAUCGCAUCGGCCAGAAAAAAGUUGUCAAUGUAUACCGGUUGAUUACACAAAAAACGCUCGAAGAAAAAAUUAUGGGAUUGCAAAAAUUCAAAAUACUCACCGCCAAUACCGUUGUUAGUUCGGAAAACGCCUCAAUGGACACAAUGGGUACGGGACAACUAUUCGACUUGUUCAAUGCAAAUGGCAACGAUAAACAGGGCGCAAACGGUGUGCCAGCAGCGCAUGGUUGCAGUGGUGGAUCCAUGUCAAUGAAUGCGAUCAUCGAAAAUUUGCCAGAGCUGUGGUCGGAGCAGCAGUACGAUGAGGAGUACGAUGUGACGAAUUUCGUGCAAGGUUUAAAGAAGUAGGCAGCAGGCACAGAAUAGUUGUGAGCAAAAACGGCGUGUCAUGUUUUUUGUAGACGUAAGGUAUUCUUCUAAAAGAUUCAAGUCAAGUAGAAAACAAUGCGUAAAAAAUCAAUAAUCGAAAUGCACGGAUUCCAUAUGUGACGCUUCCAGCCAUCGACGUAGAGCAACAGCGCUAUUUUGUACUGACACUGGCAUUUGAAAUCACAACAAACUCAAAGACUUUCUGAUUUUUUAGUGUUACCAUAUCAAAUACUUUGAAAAAUUUAGUUUAACGCUACUUUAGCUUUGAAAUAUGCACUUUUUAAUUUAUUUUGAAAAGAGAUGAAGAGUAUGUGAACGACGCCCAUACCAUUUAUACUAUACCUGUGUAUAUGUAUUUCCUAAGUUUUACUGUUCCAUUUUAAAUAUAAUUUGUAAACGUUUUCCAUUCUCUUCUAGUUUCCUUUUUAUACUGUGUGACAAACCGUGCACGCUACGUUUGUAGUUUGCAGGGACAUUAAAUGAUUUCAUCAAUAAAUUUCAAAAUAAUAAAAAUUAA